Amoebophrya sp. A25 is the source of this 1526-nucleotide messenger RNA. The record is from the annotation of a GenBank genome assembly. Lineage: Eukaryota; Dinophyceae; Syndiniales; Amoebophryaceae.
GCAUCAUUCGUGGUGGACGUCGUGCCUCCGUGCUUUUUCCGGAUCGGGCACCGCCAAAGUUGAACUUCGAAGUCGCUUUGGCAGAGGGUGCGCCGGAAGUGGACGAGACGCUAGAAGACCGCGAUAAACGUGCUGACUUGCUGUUCUUAAAAAAAGUCGCAGCAUAUGAAGAACUGUUGAAGAAGGAGGAUGAACAAGCAAGAUUGGGAGCUGGAUCGAGCAAAGGUACUUAUAUAUAUUUAAUUUCUAGCCUGUGGCUGCGUAAAAAAUACAAUUAAUAUACGUCUUAUAUAAAUAUAAUCCUCGCCCCCUACAAACUUAGGCUUGUCCCGUGCAACAAUAUAUAAUCCUCGCCCCCUACUUAUUGAAGAUACCUACUGCAUAACUACAGCGUUCUUCUGUGUCCAAAAUUUAUCCAUUUCUCGUUUUUCACGCUGCUCGUUGAUGACUAUUCUUUACUUGUUCCUCGACCAUCCAUGAAGCUGCUCCACUACCAGGCAUUCCCGAAGACCCUCGUAUCCGUGACGUCCGCCUCAUGCACGAAGCCGGCAUUUCGCACAGUGAGUUGGAGCAGCUGCUUUUCCGCUACGACGACAACCGCAUCCGGGAUCCUAGCGUGCUCCAUUUCGCUGCGGAGCAUUUUGUGCAGUACAAAAUCCAGGAACAAAAGUCCAACAAGAAAGACGCGGACACACAGACUAGGGUUAUGACAAAUGAAGAAAGUCAUGAAGCGCCUGCCGGACUUGUUCUUGGAGGAGGAGCAAGUGGUCCGGGAGGCCCUGGUAUUGUAGCUGGUGUUCCAGGUAUGGGUGGCAUGAAAGUUCGUCAAAGUGUUGGCCACUGGUAUUUCAACGAGGAAUUUCCGGGAGAUAUGCAGGAAGAGGACGUCUACGAUCCGAGACCUGGAGGAAGGGCCUCUAAACUGGUGAAUGCACGAUUAGAAACGGAAGAUCUCCAGGCGAUGGAGAUGGGCGCGACGCCUUUGAGGGCAGGGAAAGUACCUCAGAAGGAUGGAGCGAUUAGCUUAGGAGAUCGCGUAAUCCGUCGGAGUUUCCAGGGUGCUCCGGCGCCCGUUGGGAAACCAAGAGACGCGUUCGAUUUGGCGGUUCUGGAGCAGAAGUUAGGAGCCGAACAAGGAAGCUUAGUGGGAGAACAAGGACGACUUGGAAUGGGAAUGACUCCUCCGAUCCUGGCUGAUCGAGGACAACAAACUAGUUUGGUUUUCAACAACAAAGUUGAGGACGGAGAUGAACAAACUACUCUGGUUUUCAACAACAAAAAUGAGGACGGAGAUGAACAAACUAGUUUGGUUUUCAACAACAAAGUUGAGGACGGAGAUGGUGUUCCUAAAACUCGCUCGUCUACUGCAGUAGAUCGCGCAUCUUUACUUUCUCCACGAGAGAAUAGUAACACGAGGGCGAAGUCCACGUGGCCCAGAGGUCUCGACGUCGCUCACGACGACACUGUGACACCGAAUGCGCGGUUGCGAAAAGGAGAGACGAGCGCUUCGAAUAAGGCAAAUCCGG